AUGCAACGAUCCUUCUAUGAAAUUUUGGGCAUUGAAAGCGAUGCCAGUAAUAUCGAAAUUAAAAGAGCUUAUAGGGCCAUGUUACUGGAAACACAUCCUGAUAAAUCUGGAUUGAAUUAUAAUUCCAACGGAAACAAUACAUCUAGUCAUUCUGUUACUGAUAUCCAGGAAGCUUACCAGACCCUCAUUGAUCAGGAUUUGAGGAAAAAAUAUGAUGAGGAACUUGCUGAAUCGUUCAAGAAACUUGGCUUUCACAAUGCAGGUGAUGGUCUAGAUCUUUUCUCUCUAGAUCUGUUCGAUUACAGCGGAGAUGAACAAUCUUUUUCGAUGAAUUGUCCCAGGUGUCAAAUAACUGAUGGGUUCCAAUUAACCGAAGAUGCUUUGGAAGAACAUGCGAUAGAUUAUGAGGGAGGUGGAUAUUUCGUAUUGGUGCAAUGUUCGGCUUGUUCACUAUGGUUGAAAGUCUUAUUUGACGUUAUGGAAGAGUGA
Messenger RNA from Kluyveromyces lactis, 489 nucleotides. It is a transcript of the gene JJJ3, whose product is annotated as Jjj3p. Gene Ontology annotation, cellular component: chloroplast. NCBI's taxonomy places the organism in Eukaryota, Fungi, Ascomycota, Saccharomycetes, Saccharomycetales, Saccharomycetaceae. The record is from RefSeq and is a predicted model, not a curated record. Bases 1 to 489 code for a protein of 162 amino acids. The transcript has a single exon.